AUGGGUGUGGGUAGGAUGAGGGAGACCGGGGACAUCAGGAUGGCGGGGCCACUGGCACUGGCGCGGGACCUGCUGGCCGAGGGUGGGGAGCCCUUCUUUGUCCUCAACAGUGACGUGAUCUGCGAGUUCCCCUUCGCGGCACUGGCCCACUUCCACCAGCGGCACGGCGGCGAGGGCUCGCUGGUGGUGACCCGCGUGGAGGAGCCGGCCAAGUACGGCGUGGUGGUGAGCGAGCCCAACACUGGCCGCAUCUACCGCUUCGUGGAGAAGCCACGUGUCUUCGUGUCCAACAAGAUCAAUGCCGGGCUCUACAUCUUCAGCCCGGGCAUCCUGCAGCGCAUCCAGCUGCGCCCCACCUCCAUUGAGAAGGAGAUCUUCCCGGCCAUGGCGCAGGACGGGCAGCUCUAUGCCAUGGAGCUGCAGGGCUUCUGGAUGGACAUUGGGCAGCCCAAGGACUUCCUUACAGGCAUGUGCAUGUACCUGCAGGCACUGCGGGCUCAGCACCCUGAGAAGCUGCACUCGGGGCCUGGUGUUGUAGGGAACGUGCUGGUGGACCCUAGUGCCAAGAUUGGGGCAAACUGUGUCAUUGGCCCCAACGUGACGAUCGGGGCUGGCGUGGUGGUGGAGGACGGGGUGCGCAUCAAACGCUGCACCGUGCUGGAGGGGGCCCGCGUCCGCUCCCACUCCUGGCUGGAGUCCUGCAUCGUGGGCUGGAGCUGCUCUGUGGGGCAGUGGGUGCGCAUGGAGAAUGUGACAGUGCUGGGCGAGGACGUCAUUGUCAACGACGAGCUCUACCUCAAUGGGGCCAACGUGCUGCCACACAAGUCCAUCACCGAGUCGGUGCCAGAGCCACGAAUCAUCAUGUAGCAGCCCCUGGUGGGCCCUGCACUCCUGGUUCUGCUUGGAUUAAAUAUUUACAUUUCCAUC
Messenger RNA from Chaetura pelagica (chimney swift), 927 nucleotides. RefSeq names its product GDP-mannose pyrophosphorylase B (gene GMPPB). Gene Ontology annotation, biological process: GDP-mannose biosynthetic process; cell wall mannoprotein biosynthetic process. Gene Ontology annotation, cellular component: cytoplasm. Gene Ontology annotation, molecular function: mannose-1-phosphate guanylyltransferase (GTP) activity. The transcript is spliced from 6 exons. The coding region runs from base 1 to 867 and encodes 288 amino acids. The record is from RefSeq and is a predicted model, not a curated record. NCBI's taxonomy places the organism in Eukaryota, Metazoa, Chordata, Aves, Apodiformes, Apodidae.